AUGUUUGGAUCCACUACUCAAUCAUCAACAACUCCAUCUUUUGGAGGAUUUGGAUCCACUAAUAAUACCAACAGUAGUUCUUUAUUUGGAGCCAAACCUAAUACAACAACCGCAGGAACAACUGGAGGUGGAUUAUUUGGGUCUUCAACUAACCAACAACAGCAACCAGCAUCAGGUGGGUUGUUUGGUGCUAAACCUGCAACAGGAACAACUACAGGAGGUGGAUUAUUUGGAUCUCAACCACUGACUAAUACAACCACAGGAGGUGGACUUUUUGGAUCCCAAAAUAACCAACAACAACAGCAACAACAAAGUGGUGGAUUAUUUGGAGGUGGUCAACAACAGCAAACCAAUCAAGCAUCAAAUACUAGUGGAGGUGGGUUAUUUGGAGGAGGACAACAACAACAGCAGACAAAUCAAACCGCAAAUACCAGUGGAAGUGGGUUAUUUGGUGCUAAACCAGCUAAUACUAAUACCACUAGUGGAGGCGGAUUAUUUGGAGGUCAAAAUAAUACUGCUAAUACAACAUCAACUGGCGGAGGAUUAUUUGGUAACAAACCUUCAGGAGGUGGACUUUUUGGUCAGCAACAAAAUACUGCAAAUACUGCCAAUACUGGAGUAGGUGGAGGGUUAUUUGGUUCUGGAACAACAACCAACACUUCUGGUGGUGCAGGAGGAUUAUUUGGAAAUAAACCUACUACUACAACAACAACAAUUGGAGGAGGAUUGUUCGGUGGUGGUCAGCAACAACAGCAACAGCAACAACAACAAAUACAGACACCACAAUUAACUGGUAUGACCAGAGUAGGUGAUCUACCACCAAAUAUCAAAAAUGAAUUAGAACAAUUUGACAAAUAUAUAAAUACUCAACAUGUAAUUGCCACUACAUUAAAUUCAGACAUGUCAAAGCAUAAUAAUUUAAUAAAUACUAUACCUAAAGAUAUAAAUUAUUUACAAAAUAAAGUAUUAUCAACCAAGCAAGCAUUAAAAUUUGAUAUUAAUCAAUUAAUAAAUUUGAAAAAUAUGAAUAAUGAAAUAACUGAAGAUAUAAACAAAAUAAUGCAAUUAAUAUUACAAUUGAGUACUCCAGGGACCAAAUUAUCUAGUUCGUUUCAAUUGAAUGAAUUUUUCAUUAAAAAAAUUAAAAAAUAUUAUCAAAUGUUAACUCAAUAUGAAUCAAUGAUAAAGGAAUUGGAAAUGAUUUUAACUGGAUUAGAAAAAAGUUGUACUGAAGGAUUUGGAAAUUUGUUUGGUAUUGUUCAAGUUAUUAAAUCUCAAUAUAGUUUAUUUAUGGAAUUGACUGAAACAAUGGCUCAAUUACAUAAUGAAGUGAAUAGAUUAACUAAAUAG
Molecule: messenger RNA, 1350 nt
Organism: Candida albicans SC5314
Lineage: Eukaryota; Fungi; Ascomycota; Pichiomycetes; Serinales; Debaryomycetaceae
Gene: NUP49
Product: FG-nucleoporin
Exons: 1
Coding region: 1-1350 (449 amino acids)
Biological process (GO): nucleocytoplasmic transport
Cellular component (GO): nuclear pore
Molecular function (GO): structural constituent of nuclear pore
Source: RefSeq, a predicted model, not a curated record